Molecule: messenger RNA, 1962 nt
Organism: Trichobilharzia szidati
Lineage: Eukaryota; Metazoa; Platyhelminthes; Trematoda; Strigeidida; Schistosomatidae
Source: the annotation of a GenBank genome assembly
CUCCUUGCGAACUUCUAGGUCAUUCGCUGGAGUUACCUGAAAGUGUAACGCAAUAGAAACCAAUAUAAUGCCACUAAACAAGUUUCUUUUUCUUCUUUUUCAGAAAGAAACCUCAACGUGGCAUCACUAGAGCAAGAGGAAGAUCAGCUCUCUAAACUUGUUAUAAAUGACGAUAAGUAACUUGUACCCCGGGCUAUUCAAGCCUCGUUUUGCUUGAAAUAAACGCAUCUUACUCGCCGUCUGGCGAAGUUCUACAAUAGAGUCCCAAGGUUGCAAAUGUUCCAAUGACCUUGUGAAUGUUCCAAUGACCCUGAACGCAUGCUAGUCAUUGGUUGAGGAAGCUCACCAUUAUUCUAGCGCGAAUAAUUGUGCGUACUGACCAAUAAGAAGCCAGCUAGCCAACAGCCAAUCAAAAUCUGCCUAUAUCGCUUUUCGAGUUACCUAAAGGAGGUAGAAGAGACGAGAGACAGUAUAUCCAGACUCUGAGUCAUAUUGGAUUUCUGUGUCAACUGAUUUUGCAUUUGCGUUAAUUCGUUUGUCAUUGAAAUUUUGAAGGUUUUUUGGACGUUUUGCACAUUUUAAAUUGUUGAGGCCAUUACAUUGGUUAAAGCAUGAAUCCUGCUUACGAUAAUGCCUUACUAGGCAUCUUGCAGAAUGAGGGAAAGUUGGAGAAGUUUCUAGACGUGAUAUUCGGGUUUCUAAUGCGCAGGACUGAUUUUUAUUGUAUUAUGACGCCAGAACAUAAGAAAAUAGGUUUUCCUGCCGGUAUGAGUAUUCAAAUGGUUCUUCAGGCUUAUGAAAAAUACAAAACGAUAUUUGAGAAUUAUCAGCAUCACCAUGAAGCACAAGCAUCAGUCAAUAAACCCACAAAAGUUGCUAAAAAAGAAUUGACACAAGCCGAUCCUGUUGUACCACAUUCAGAUGGCAGUAAAACUGGAAGUUCAUCAAAAGUUACGAUCCCAACACCAGAAACUACAAACGAAGAUAGUGAUGAACCGGGAGUAUACAUAGCAGACGCAGAUUGCUAUAAUGGUGCUGUAAGAGAUAAUUAUACAUGGAGUCAAACUGUCAAAGAUAUUGAUAUUAAAAUUAAAAUGCCAGACAGUGUUGCAAAUGCUCGUGACGUAUCCGUGAAUAUUGAACGCAAACAUAUUCGUGUUAUCCUUCGACAGGAUGGAGAUGAGACUGUUUAUUUUGAUCGGCAUUUGUGUUGGGAUAUCCAUAAGGAUGAAGCUAUAUGGACCUUUGAUGCAAAGGAAAAUCAAAUCCACUUAUGUUUGGACAAAGUUCAAGAUCGUUGGUGGGUGGCAGCGUUUGAUGGUGAAGACAAAAUAAACCCUCGUAAAAUUGACUGCUCUCGGCCUAUCCACGAAUUAGAACCCGAAGCCCAAGCUAAAAUACAACAACUAAUGUAUGAUGCACAUCGUAAACGUCAGGGAUUACCUACCAGUGAGCAAGAAAAUUUUCAAUACCUUCGCUACCCUUAUUACUAAUUGGUGGAUGUUGACUAACAGUGAAAUCUGGGAUGAACUUUCCGUGCUAUUUGGGAUCUGUCAGCCAGGUGUACGCGCAUUCCCAGUGAGUGAUGGGAUUCAAACCCGGUAGCCAUCGUUUCAAACUCCCAAGCGUUAUCCAGUAUGCCAUUUGAGCCAUGAGAGCCACUUUUCUGUGUAAUGGGUAUCAAUUAUUAUUUGUUUAAUUUAAUAUUUCGCGUUAAUUGAUCAUAUUACUAUUGUUCCCUUGGGUUCCGAGUGGAAAAUUGUGCUUCAACAGUUCAUCUCCACUUUGUCCUAUUCUCUGCGGUCCUUUUUAUCUGACCCCACGAUUGUCUAUGGUCUCUAAUCUCCUCCUCGUACAAUCUGCUCCAUGUCACCCUCGGAUGCUCAACUCGUCUUUUCUCAUUCGGGUUGCAUUCUAGGCUCUGUCUAACGAGCGCUGUCACUCAACGGUCUUCUCAACGUG